This is a messenger RNA of Xiphias gladius (swordfish), 5001 nucleotides long. It is a transcript of the gene emsy, whose product is annotated as EMSY transcriptional repressor, BRCA2 interacting. The transcript has 20 exons. The record is from RefSeq and is a predicted model, not a curated record. The coding region runs from base 228 to 4037 and encodes 1269 amino acids. NCBI's taxonomy places the organism in Eukaryota, Metazoa, Chordata, Actinopteri, Istiophoriformes, Xiphiidae. Gene Ontology annotation, biological process: regulation of DNA-templated transcription. Gene Ontology annotation, cellular component: nucleoplasm.
GAAACCCAUACAUCCACAGACCAACCGCAGCUAGUUAGCAGACAAUAUAAACACUGACACAUCUUUGGGGAGACUGGGCUAUGUUGACGGUUUAGCUUCAGUUUUUCUUUGCCGCCGUUUAUUGGACAAUAACUACAAGAUGCGGUUGCUUGGCUGAAUGUGUUAUGCUCCACCAUGUUUGUUUGGAUCUCGGAUUUACUAAGGCCUUGAAGUUGCCCUGCUAACGAAUGCCCAUGAUUCAGCUGGAGAAACCGGUGCUGACUGGUAGCAUGCCGGUGGUAUGGCCCACCAUCCUUGACCUGGGCAGGGAUGAAUGCAAAAGAAUUCUCCGUAAACUGGAGCUGGAGGCUUAUGCUGGGGUUAUAAGCGCCCUGCGAGCCCAAGGAGACCUGACAAAGGACAAGAAGGAUCUCCUAGGAGAACUCACUAAAAUCCUUGGUAUCUCAACUGAGCGCCAUCGUGCAGAAGUCCGCAGGGCUGUCAAUGAUGAACGCCUCACCACCAUUGCAUAUCACAUGUCAGGUCCGAACAGCUCGUCUGAAUGGUCCAUUGAAGGACGCCGGCUCGUUCCCUUGAUGCCGAGGCUGGUCCCUCAGACAGCAUUUACUGUCACUGCUAAUGCUGUGGCCAGUGCCACAGCCAAUCAGAAUGCCUCCCUUCUGUUGCCAGCCGAAACAGGAAACAAAGAAGUGGUUGUGUGUUACUCCUACACAAGCACCACCUGCACCUCCACCAGCGCUACAGCGACCAGCGGCGCUAUAGGAGCAACAGUGAAAUCCCCCCGACCACCCAGCCCCUCAUCCAACGUGGUGGUGCUGCCCAGCGGGAGCACUGUCUAUGUGAAAAGUGUAAGUUGUUCGGAUGAAGACGAGAAGCCUCGCAAGCGAAGGCGGACCAACUCGUCCAGCUCGUCGCCGGUGAUGCUGAAGGAGGUUUCUAAGCUGUCCCCGCCGGUAUCCAAGAACAUCACGGUGCCAGUGAGUGGCAGCCCCAAGAUGAGCAACAUAAUGCAAAGCAUCGCGAACUCCCUGCCGCCCCACCUGUCCCCCGUCAAGAUCACCUUCACCAAGCCCACCAUCCAGACCACCAGUACCACCACACAGAAGGUGAUCAUUGUGACAACGUCUCCGAGCUCCAACUUUGUGCCCAAUAUCCUGUCCAAGUCUCAUGCCCACAACAACGCCGCUGUGUCCAAGCUGGGCUCCACCUCCGUGCUGACCACACCCACCCAGAAACAGACCGUGGUGUUUCCCGCCAGCUCGAGCCCUUCCACCAACCCCAACACCAUCGCUGUGACCACAGUGGUCUCCUCUACUCCCUCAGUGGUCAUGUCAACUAUGGCGCCUUGCGGUGCUUCAGCUGGAGUGAAGGUCGCUUCAGCCCGACUUCCUUCGCCUAAGACGCUGGUGGGCUCACCCGCUCAAAUCCUGGCCCAGUUCCCAAAACAGCAGUCACCCAAACAGCUGCAGCAGAGCUCACCUUUGGGAGCCACAAGUGUCGGCCAGAACCAGACCACCACCACCUCACCUGGAACCAAGCCCACCAUUCAGAUCAAACAAGAGUCUGGAGUGAAGAUUAUCACUCAGCAGGUUCAGCCCAGCAAAAUCCUACCCAAGCCUUCAUCAGUGGCUUUGUCCAGCAGCAGCUCCUCUCCCAUCAUGGUCGUCAGUAGCAACGGAGCCAUCAUGACCACCAAACUGGUCACUCAGCCCACAGCUACUCAGGCCACCUACACAAGACCCACUGUUAGCCCCAGCAUCGGCGCCAGAAUAUCAGCUUCCAGUGGCGGGACCACCUACGUGAAGACCACCAGCGGCAGCAUCAUCACUGUUGUGCCCAAGUCACUGGCCACUCUGGGUGGGAAAAUCAUCAGCAGCAACAUCGUGUCUGGCACGACAACAAAGAUCACCACCAUCCCCAUGACCUCCAAGCCAAAUGUCAUCGUGGUACAGAAAACAACAGGAAAGGGAGCGACCAUCCAAGGACUGCCCGGCAAGAAUGUGGUCACUACGCUUUUAAAUGCUGGGGGUGAGAAGAGUUUACAGGCUGUGCAGGGGACCAAACCAGCAAUCAUCACCGCCUCCAGGCCCAUUACCAAGAUGAUUGUCACCCAGCCCAAAGGCUUGAGCUCUGGGUCCCAGUCCACUGCCACCAAGAUCAUCCCGACCAAGAUCGUCUACGGCCAGCAGGGCAAGACACAGGUUCUCAUCAAGCCUAAGCCAGUUUUCCAGACAGCGGUGGUGAGCGAACAGACCAGGCAGCUGGUCACAGAGACGCUGCAGCAGGUGACCCGCUCUGCAGACGUGGGUCAGGGUCAGACCCCCGGCUCGGACGGGUCCACAAAGGACGAGGUCGCCAGCUUCACGGAGACUAGCAGCCUAGCCGUUGAGGCCUCCCAUGGAAGCACUCAAGAACCGCAGCCUGUUGUGCAUGUGGUGUCCUCCAGAGAGCAGGAUUGGACUGAGCAGGAAGUAGCUGUAGAGUCCAGCCCCACUAUUAUCUAUCAGGAGGUGUCUGGCGGUGAAUCCCAGUCUGCGGCCUCCACCAUCAAAGCCCUGCUGGAGUUGCAGCAGACGACUGUUAAGGAGAAGGGAGAGUCCAAACCGAGGCAGCACACGAUUGACCUGAGCCAAAUGGCCGUGCCCAUCCAUCUGGCCCAGGAGAAGAAGCCCAGCCCGGAGUCCCCCAGACCCUCCACCUCAGAGGCUGAACCCAGCACUGAGUACAACACAGCCAGUAAAGUCAGCAGAGUUGGAGUGUCCUCAGAGGACAAUGAUGUGGUCAUGUCCUCCAGUCAGCAGCUGGUGAAGCCCUACAAACCCGCUGCCGUCUCCUCUGCAGCUUCAGCUUCACACCUCAGCCACGUGCCCUCUGAGAGCCAUGGGAAAACUGAGACCGUGUUAGAGGUGGGCGAGCUGGAAGGCGACACCUUGGACCCCCAGACGGGCUUGUUCUACCGCUCCACCCAUCCAGCUGCUGAACCCGUAAAGCAAACCACCCACUCCGCGGGCGCUCAGCCACCGCCUUUGAGCCAGGCCGAGGCCGAGCAGAGUCGGCAGAGCUCCACCUCCACCUCCACCUCCACCCAGGCACUGCCACCACCACAACUGCAGAGCAAACCUCAGAUCAGCCAGCCUUCCUCCUCCUCCACCGCCUUCCCUUCCACUCCUCCUAUGACUAAGAAACUGCCUAAACUACGAGAGCAGAGUCAACCCAAGCCCCAGACCUUAACCCAGAUCCCCAAAGACAGACCCAUGACUGCACCAGCCCAGGCCGGGGCAAAGGUCACGACCCCGGGCACACCAACCAAGCACCUGGUGACGCCGCAGCUCCCAAAGCUCCAGCAAGCACCCACGUCCCACCACAGGCCCAUGCACACAUCCAUGUCGCACCCUCCUCCUCUGCAGGCGCACCACCCUGUCAGCACUGAAAAGACUGCAUCCAGCCAGCAGCCAAUCAUCACGCAGAGCGCUACCGUCACCAAGAUCACCUUCGGCAGCUCUCAUCAUUCAUCGCCGGUCUUCAGCAGCGGCGAGGCAACCGCCAAGCUGAUCCCGGAGUCCAGCUCCGGGCCUUCGGGAGACAAGCCCUCGGUGUCGGACAUCCUGAAGAUCUCCAUGAUGGAGGCGGAGAUCGACCCGAGCACAGAGCCAAUGGUGGUGGAUUCCUCCAGCGACUGCGGCCCUCUGGGGAAAGCCCUGGAGGUCCAGGCCGUGUCAGGCACACUGGAUUCUGGCCAGUUCAUCAGUAGCUCCGGGACCACCAUACAUCAUUCCCACACGAAGCCCCAGCAGUUCAGCUGCAUGCAGGGCCUCACUGCACAGAGGAGCAAAGAAGACCUGGAGGUAAUUGAGGUGAUUCCUCAGUACUCCAUCUUGCCGGACUCCAGCCAGUCCAACGUGGUGGUGGAGCCCAGCGGCUUCCUGGAGAUCACCAACUACACCAGCCAGCAGCUGGAGGAGGACAGCCCCAUGGAGCAGGAGGUGGACAGCAGCAACGACGAGGCCACAGCAGCCAGCCCCCCCGACCAGCCGUAGUCAGCCCGUGCCGGAGACACUGAUGGGAGCGGAGCAGAUUUGGAUUCGAACAAGCAGACGUAACGAUUUCCUUGAGGCCUCGGACCCAGUGGACAGAGACUUCCUGGUGGUUUUUUAUAGUGCAAGAGCAAGGAUGUUUUUAGUUGUGUAAAAUAUUAGUUUGUUCAUAAUAAACCUAGAAUUUUUUCUUUUUUCUCCCCACAACUAAUGGCACAUGUGGUUUUUAUUGCCAACAAGGAGUGCUGGAUGUAAAAUGUGGGAGUGAGGUGAAAGCAUUUGUUUUAGUCUAGUCCCAGACAUUUGGACAGCCGCCUCUCAAAACAUACUCAACUCUUCUAGUAUAUUUACAUUGUCACUUGCAGGACUUUGCAAAACAUUGACACGUUUAUGAAACGGAUUAUUUGGAAAUUUGGGGUACUGUGCCUUGUGCCACUGUGCUUCGUUUCAAAGAUACACUCCCUGUUUUUACAGUCCUACGGUUAUUUUUGGGGUUGUCCAGAGUGUAUCAAAUACAUGUGUCCCAGUAACUUCAGUAACACGGAUUUUUUUACAGAGUGAUUCUCCUGUUAUAUAUACGGACAUCUCCUUUUUGAUGAACUUUUUGUUUUGCUUUUGACCGACUUUGUAACAGUAAAAUCUCCAACACCUAUGAUUUAUGGGUUUAAGUUUUCAGAAGAGAGAACAAAGCUGGAACGGAUUGAAUUGCUGCGCGGAACAUAAAGCAGAACCGCAAAAGAGUCCGGGAGGAAGGAUCUAGUCCAAACAUAUGUGUUACUGCUCAUUGUAAGUGUAAUGUAAAAAGAAACGAAACAAAACAAAAAACACUGAAUUAAGCUAUGUACCUUUUCUGUAAGAUAUAUUCUGGAGUUCAAGAAGUUGCUGUGAGAAUCUCACUAAUAAUGCAUUUGCAUAGUGUGUUUAAACUAUGCAUUUCUUUUAUACCUUUUCAAUCUAGAUGACUAGU